AUGCAUCUGUCUGCCCUUCUCACUCUUCUCCCAGCCGUUCUGGCUGACCCUGCCACCAUUGGCCGGCGCGCUGAGCCAGCUCCUCUCUUCACUCCUCAGGCUGAGAGCAUCAUUGCCGGCAAGUAUAUUGUCAAGUUCAAGGAUGGUAUUGCCCGUAUCGCUACCGAUGACGCUUCAAGGGAGACAUGUAAACGUGUCGAUUUCAUUGAGAAGGACGCCGUGAUGCGUAUCAGCAGCAUCACUGAGCAGAACGGUGCUCCCUGGGGUCUUGGCCGCAUCUCCCACCGCCAACAGGGAAGCACCACCUACCGCUACGAUGAUAGUGCUGGUGAGGGUACUUGCGUAUAUAUAAUUGACACUGGUGUUGAGGUCUCCCACCCCGAGUUUGGCGGUCGCGCCACUUGGCUCAGGAGCUUCAUCAACGGUCAAAACCGUGAUGGCCACGGCCAUGGGACUCACUGCGCUGGUACUAUUGGUAGCCGAAGCUACGGUGUUGCCAAAAAUGCCAAGCUCUUUGCUGUCAAGGUUCUUGAUGACCAGGGCAGUGGUUCCUACUCCGGUAUCAUCAGUGGCAUGGACUUUGUUGCCCAGGACUCCAAGAGUCGUAACUGCCCCAAUGGCCACAUUGCUUCCAUGAGUCUGGGAGGUGGCUACUCGGCGUCCGUCAACCAGGGUGCCGCUGCUUUGGUCAGGUCUGGUGUCUUCCUUGCCGUCGCCGCUGGCAACGAUAACCGGGAUGCCCAAAACACCUCUCCCGCUUCCGAGCCUACUGCCUGCACUGUUGGUGCCACUGCGUCAGAUGACAGCCGAUCUACCUUUUCCAACUACGGCAGAGUUGUCGAUAUCUUCGCUCCUGGUACCGGCAUUCUCUCCACCUGGAUCAAUGGCCGCACCAACACCAUCUCUGGCACCUCCAUGGCUACUCCCCAUAUUGCUGGUCUUGCUGCCUACUUCAGUGCUCUCAGCGGCAAGACUAGCCCUGCCGCUCUUUGCCAGAAGAUCCAGGACACUUCUACCAAGAACGUGAUCCGCAAUGUGCCCGCUGGCACUGUCAACUUUCUUGCCUACAACGGCAACGGUGCCUAA
Molecule: messenger RNA, 1086 nt
Organism: Metarhizium acridum CQMa 102
Lineage: Eukaryota; Fungi; Ascomycota; Sordariomycetes; Hypocreales; Clavicipitaceae
Source: RefSeq, a predicted model, not a curated record